CAGGGAGAAAGCUGUUUACCACAAUGUCGACAGCCUGACAAAUAUUAACCCAAAAGCCAAAAUAUGGCUAUAUCUAGAAAUCUGUCAUUGUAACUCCAGCGAGUCAUUUGUAAAUGUGAAUUAUGCAACUAAAGUACCUGAAGACGCUUCUAACUCCUCAGGAUGGAGCUGCUAAAGUCACCUGUAUGGCUUGGGCUCCAAACAAUGCAAAGUUUGCAGUUUGCACUAUUGAUAGAGUGGUUAUUCUAUAUGAUGAGCAAGGAGAGAAAAGAGACAGAUUCACCACAAAGCCUGCAGACCCCAAAUAUGGAAAGAAAACAUAUGUGGUUAAGUCCAUGGCAUUUUCCCCCGAUUCAACCAAAAUAGCAGUUGCCCAAACAGACAACAUCAUAUUUGUUUACAAAAUUGGAGAAGAAUGGGGAGAUAAAAAGGUUAUUUGCAACAAAUUUAUACAAACAAGUGCUGUAACAUGUUUGGUUUGGCCGACAGAGCAUGCAAUACUAUUUGGACUAGCAGAGGGAAAAGUUCGUCAAGCCAAUACAAAAACAAGCAAGUCCUCUACGAUCUAUGGAACAGACUCCUACGUUGUCUCGCUGACCUCAAAUGUCUCAGGGAAGGGAAUCCUCUCUGGUCAUGCAGAUGGAACGGUUGUUCGGUACUUCUUCGAUGAUGAAGGAUCUGGAGAAUCUCAGGGCAAACUAUUGACUCAUGCAUGCCCGCCGUAUGCCCUGGCAUGGGGUAUCAACAGCAUAAUUGUGGCUGGAUGUGAUAAGAAGAUCGUAGCCUAUGGAAGGGAGGGCCACAUCCUUCAGACAUUUGACUACAGCCGAGAUCAUUCUGAAAAGGAAUUCACCAUAGCGACAGCUAGCCCCAGUGGCCAGUCCAUAGUCGUAGGAAGCUAUGACAGGUUGAGAGUUUUCAACUGGAGUCCUCGAAAAGGCAACUGGGAUGAAGCUUCUCCCAAAGAGAUUCCAAACUUGUACACUAUCACAGCUCUAGCCUGGAAGAAAGAUGGCUCUCGGCUCUCUGUGGGCACAUUGUGUGGAGGAGUCGAGCUGUUUGACUGCUGCCUGCGCAGGAGUAUUUACAAGAACAAAUUUGAGAUCACCUAUGUAGGGCUGAGUCAGGUGAUAGUGAAGAAUUUGUCCACUGGCACACGAGUGGUGUUGAAGUCUCAGUAUGGUUAUGAGAUAGAUGAGGUUAAGGUCAUGGGGAAGGAUCGACAUCUAGUGGCUCACACUUCUGACACCCUUCUGCUGGGAGACCUGGUGUCCAACAAACUGAGUGAGGUGGCGUGGCAGGGCUCCGGGGGAAAUGAAAAAUAUUUCUUUGAAAAUGAAAUGGUAUGCAUGAUAUUCAAUGCUGGAGAGCUGGCACUGGUGGAAUACGGAAGCAAUGAAAUCUUGGGAUCUGUUCGGACAGAGUUUAUGAACCCUCACCUCAUUAGUGUGCGUCUGAAUGAGAGAAGGCAGAGGGGAGUGGAGGACAACAAAAAGUUGGCCUACCUGAUAGACAUCAAAACUAUUGCUAUCGUGGACCUAGUCGGCGGGUACAAUCUGGGCACCAUAAGCCAUGACUCCAAGAUUGACUGGCUGGAGCUGAAUGAAACGGGACGUAAACUUCUCUUUAGGGACAAGAAACUCAGGCUCCACCUGUAUGACAUCGACAACACCAGGAAGAGCACCAUGCUGAGUUUCUGUCCCUACGUCCAGUGGGUACCUGGCAGUGAUGUAGUUGUGGCUCAGAACAGAGGAAACCUGUGUGUUUGGUACACCAUCGACAGCCCGGAAAGGGUCACAAUGUUUCCACUCAAGGGGGAUAUUGUAGACCUGGAGAGAUCCAAUGGUAAAACUGAAGUCAUUGUGACUGAAGGGGUUCAUUCUGUCUCCUACACUCUGGAUGAGGGGCUAAUCGAGUUUGGAACAGCCAUUGAUGAUGGAGACUAUUACAGGGCCACAGCAUUCCUGGAAACCCUGGAGAUGUCUGCAGAUACAGAGGCCAUGUGGAAGACUCUGAGUAAACUCUCCCUUGAGGCGCGACAGCUCCACAUCGCUGAGAGGUGUUUUGCAGCACUUGGGGAUGUUUCCAAAGCCAGAUUCCUGAAUGAGACCAACAAGAUCGCAGAUGCCGUCUCAAAGGAAAAUGGUAGUAAUGGUACAGAUCACUACCAAGUGAAGGCAAGGCUGGCAAUGCUGGAUAAGAAUUUUAAGCUUGCUGAGAUGUAUUACAUGGAACAGAAUGCGGUGGAUGAAGUGAUGGAAAUGUACCAGGAGCUCCACAUGUGGGAUGAAUGUAUUGCCAUUGCAGAGGCGAAGGGCCAUCCAGAGUUGGACAAUUUGAGACGCAGUUAUUAUUCCUACCUAAUGGAGACCAAUCAGAAUGAGAAAUUCGGGGAAGUGAAGGAAAGUGAAGGUGACUUUACAGGUGCUGUUAUCCUCUACCUGAAAGCAGGACUCCCUGCUAAAGCUGCCUGGCUGGCCAUGAGCAGAGAUGAGCUCUUAUUAAAUCAUGACAUCAUCAACCGCAUCACUUCUGCGCUCAUUAAAGGAGAGUUCUAUGAGAGGGCAGGUGACCUGUUUGAGAGGAUAAGAAAUAAUCAAAGAGCCCUGGAUUGCUACCGUAAGGGAAAUUCUUUCAAGAAAGCGGUGGAUUUGGCUAGGGUUGCCUUUCCUGCAGAAGUUGUAAAGCUGGAGGAAGUAUGGGGUGACUACCUAGUGCAUCAGAAACAAAUGGAUGCUGCCAUCAACCAUUACAUAGAAGCUGGCCGCUCUACCAAGGCCAUAGAGGCGGCGAUCGCAGCACGUCAGUGGAAGAAAGCAUUGCACAUACUGGAGCUACAGGAGGACAAGACUGCAGCCAAGUAUUACCUCAAGAUAGCCCAACACUAUGCUUCUGUACAAGAGUUUGAGGUGGCAGAACGUCUGUUUGUAAAAGGGGAUCAUAUCAAAGAUGCUAUAGAUAUGUACACUCAGGCUGGGCGAUGGGAGCAAGCUCAUAAGCUUGCUGUGAAAUGCAUGACACAAGAGGAUGUGUCUGCCCUUUACAUCAGUCGAGCACAAGAGUUUGAGAUAGAGGGGAAGUACAAAGAAGCUGAAAGGUUGUUUACCACUGUAGAUGAACCAGACCUGGCUAUCACCAUGUACAAGAACAACAAAAUGUAUGAUGACAUGAUCCGUUUAGUCGCCAUACAUCACAAAGACCUGCUGCAGGAAACGCACAUUCACCUGGCCAAGGAGCUGGAGGCUGAAUCCAGGUUCCAGGAAGCAGAGUACCACUACCUAGAGGGUCAGGACUGGAAAAACGCUGUAAACAUGUACAGAGUCAAUGACAUGUGGGAGGAAGCUUAUAGGAUAGCGAAGAGCUAUGGAGGAGCCAGUGCCCAUAAACAGGUGGCAUACUUGUGGGCACAGAGUCUUGGAGGAGAGGCAGCAGUUAAACUGCUCAACAAGUUUGGUAUGCUGGAAACGGCCAUUGACUUUGCGGCUGAUAACUGCUCCUUUGAUUUUGCCUUUGAGCUGGCCCGACUCUCCAUGAAACAGAAGAUCCCUGAUGUCCAUCUAAAGAAUGCCAUGUUUCUUGAAGACCAGGGCAAGUUCACUGAAGCUGAGACAGAGUUCAUCAAAGCCGGGAAACCCAAGGAGGCUGUUCUAAUGCAUGUCCAUAACAAGGACUGGAGUAACGCCCAAAGAGUAGCUGAGGCUCAUGAUCCAGAAAGUGUAGCAGAUAUUCUAGUGAGCCAGGCUAAGUUCUGCUUUGACCAGAAGGAAUUCCAAAAAGCAGAAGCCUUCCUGCUCAGGGCCCAAAGACCCGAGCUUGCUGUUAAAUACUACAAAGAUGCUGGGAUGUGGACUGAUGCAAUGCGGAUCUGUAAAGACUAUUUGCCCAGCAAGCUGAGCAUCCUUCAAAAGGAAUAUGAGAGUGAGGGCAACUGGGGUGUGGAGGGUAUGGUCGAGCAGGCUCAGGAGUGGGAACAGACGGGCGAGUAUGCUCGAGCCGUGGAGUGCUAUCUUAAAGUGAAGGACUCAUCUAAUGUGGAUUUAAUGAUGAAGUGUUGGAUGAAGGCAGCAGAAUUGGCCAUUAAAUUUUUAUCCCAUGACAAGGCUGUGGACGUCAGUAAGGUUGUUGGGCCAUGUCUGAUUCAGCUCAGAAAAUACAACGAGGCUGCUGAGCUCUACCUCAACCUGGACCUCAUUAAGAACGCUGUAGAUGCUUUCAUUGAGGGAGAAGAAUGGAACAAAGCCAAGAGAGUGGCCAAGGAGCUCGAUCCAAGAUUAGAAGAAUAUGUUGAUAAACGCUACAAAGAGCACCUGAAAAACCAAGGCAAAGUUGACUCCUUGGUUGGUGUUGAUGUGGUGGCUGCGCUGGACAUGUAUGCUGAGAGGGGACAGUGGGAGAAAUGCAUUGACACAGCUUCAAAACAGAAUUUUAAAAUCCUGCACAAGUACAUCGCCCUAUAUGCCACUCAUCUGAUCAAAGAGGGAGAGGCAGAGAAAGUGCUCUACCUGUAUGCCCAGCACGGUGUGCCAGCUUAUUCACAGAACUUCAACAUUUACAAGCGGAUGUUCCUGGAACUGGUGAGCCUAAGAGACAGGGAUUGUGCGGAAGCUUAUCGGAUGUGGGCCGAUCUGAGGGACGUUCUUCUGCUGCUUUGUGAGAACCUGACCAAGUCUUCUGAGGCUAAUUCUCCAGCCCACGAGGAAUUUGAGCAGAUGCUGCUGGUUGCUCACUAUUAUGCCACCCGAUCAGCAGCCAAAGGCAUCGACCAGCUGAGUUCUGUGGCUGCCAAGCUGUCCAUCUCUCUCCUGAGGCACACAGAGCUCAUUCCAGCUGACAAGGCCUUUUAUGAAGCUGGCCUGACUGCCAAGGCUGUUGGUUGGGAGAACAUGGCUUUUAUCUUCCUCAAUCGCUUCUUGGAUUUGGCUGAUGGCAUUGAUGAAGGAACAUUGGAUGCUUUAGAUCACACUGACUUCCAAGACACUGAUAUUCCAUUUGAAGUCCCUGUACCUUCAAAACUACAUGUCACAGUAGAGAAAAGGGAGGAGAUUAGGGAAUGGGUUCUGACUGUGUCCAUGGACCAGCGUGUGGAGCAGGUUCUGCCCAAGGAUGAGAGGGGCACAUAUGAGGCCUCACUAGUGGCUACUGGCACUGGCAUCCGGUCCCUACCUUGCGUCAUAACAGGUUACCCUGUCCUGCGCAACAAAAUUGAGUUCAAAAGACCAGGGAUGGCAGCAAACAAAGAAGACUGGAAUAAAUUCCUGAUGGCUACAAAGACAACUCACAGUCCAGAAUGUCAGGAUGUGCUGAAAUUUAUCACACAGUGGUGUGGAGGCCUCCCGUCAGCUGGAUUUUCCUUCCACUAAGAUCGAGGAAGGUGCACAAUAUCUAUUUCUCUAUCUGUCGUCAUCCUAUUCUUCACUUCCUUGCCUCACAGCUGUUCUGUGUACACAUUUAAUCGUUUUUUUUCAUUCUUGUGAUUCUUUUUCCAAAGGCAAUGUUCAAGUUAUGCUCAUCACCUUUUAGCCAUCUUGUAAAUCAAAUUAUAUAUUCAUCUUUAUCAUAAGGUCAGCGCCUGAAGGUUGUGUUGUGAGUGUUUUAACUAUAUUAUACAUAUUCCACUAUUUCUUAUAUGAGUUGGAUAUUUUGAUAUCCAAGCACAAAAUAAAAGACCAACACUUUCAUAAAGAUUGUCAGUUUUUUUUAUUAGUUUUUUUUUUUUAUUAAAGUUUGUGUUAGCUUUAAGACAAAUUACAAAGACAUAUUCAACUGAAAUAAAAAUCAAACGUUAUGUUCAUAUUUUAUGAAUAAUAGAAGUAUUGUUGUUCUAUAUGGUAUGCCAACAAGGCCUACAAUUAGGUAUUCAGCAGGUUUUGAAAAUAUAUAAAAUUUCCAUAGUCUUUCUGAAGGCGAUAAGCCUAAUCUAAGGCCACUUCAUAUUUCAAAUAGUCAUAAACUAAAUAAUUAUAAAUAACUUUUCAGUACCAUGAGUACCAGUGUAUAUAUUUAUAGCUAUAGUAUACCGAUAAGCCAAUUCAUGAUCAUUAAUGUUCACCUGUCAAACGACGCCACCUCGUGGAGACCAUAUUAUGUUGGUUUCCACAUGUUCUCCCUCUCUCUCUCUCUCUCUCUCUCUCUCUCUCUCUCACUCUCCCUCUCGUGUCCUGAUACAAUUUCAGCUCUUACAUCUUAUAAUGUAAUAAUGUAGAGCAUUAUUCCUCUUUAUUUCUCUUGUUCCAUAAAGUGCAUUAAGUUACUGAGCAUCCUUAUAGUAUGAAUAUUUGAAUAUGUCGCAAAAAUAUGCAUCAAAGUAGUGGACUUGUGGGUGGUUUGGAUUUUAAGCUCUCGCUAUUAUAUAACUGGAUGGAUCAUUGCACUGUGUGACUGCUUAGUUGCGAUAGAAGUCGUUUUCUAACACUCAUUACAAGUGAAUUAAUUUGAUAUAUAUAUAUAUAUAUAUAUAUAUAUAUAUAUUUAUAUAUUCAAUUGUCUUAAAUUUAGUUAGCAGCCUUAUAUGAUGAAUGUGGACCUGUCAGUUGUGCUCAUCUCAUGUGAAAAUAUCAAUUGACAUCGCAUUGUAUAUUAUAGAACUGUCAGUAUUUUCUAACAUUAUUGCAACGUUAUACUUCAGAUCGCUUCUAAUUUUACAGAUGUUCCUUUUCUAAUCCAAUAGCUUUAAGAUAGUAAAUAACUUAUCCCAUUUAAACGACGUAGCCUAUAUGCUACUUCUCUCUGUCAAACUACUCUCAUCGUGUCCCCGCGUCCUUCAAGAACCAACAUGAACACAAAAUGACCACCAACUCGUUGAUUAAAAUACAAGGGCAUCUGAAAUUAAUCUGAGACCUAAAUAUUCUUUUGAUGAAAUAUGCUAAUGUAGGCUACACCUCUGCCAAAUGAGGUUCAUCUGACAUUAUGCAGUGUCCUUAAAUACCCUUUAAAGGGAAUAUAGCUUUGGCGACAAGGCCACUGUUCGCGUCUCAGAAAAUGCCUGUUGCUAUAGAAGGCGGAAAAAAUCGAUGUUCUUUCGCCUCCUUUUCGGCUUCUGCAACCUCCUCGACCAUUUUAGCGUCUUGGUUCAAGGUUACAUCAUUCACUUUCAGUAGAAGGCUUAGGCUAUGUGACCCUUUAUUUCAACCAAACCACGUCUGUACGCUUCUUUAUAUAAGAAAAAUGUGAAACGCUUAAAAAUAAAACGGCAGCUUUAAUGAUCAAGACGUAUGCGUUUCGUUCGUAUAUGUACACCUUGACCUUUAUUUAUUUUUUUCUUUGAAAUUAAAACUACAACUUAAGCUGUCAAUAACGAUCAAAUAAUGUACGUUUAGUUUGCAAAAUUACAUCUUGAUCAUCUCCAAAUACUGGCUUAACUUGGCUGAACAAUUAAUCUGAAAACGGACAAUGCAUAUGGCAAAACCUUUAUGAAAGCAAAGGAAGGAGGCCUGCCUACACAUAUAUUUUCUUCUCACUGUAGUCAAUUAGUUAAAAAAAAAAAAAAAAAGAAAAGAUCUUCUAACGCGUAUUAGCAAGUAACGUUAGCGGUAAUUAGUUUGCUGUCGAGCAAAAUUAAAACCCUGUGGACGAAAAAGAUUCGAUUGGUCCAAAAGGAUGAGUCUUUUAAAUUCCUUGCAUUAUGACGCAACAAUAACAUCUGCAUUUGAUUGUCGAGCAAGAUUUGUUUACUUGUUUGCCUGAUUGUAGUUUCAGUCGCGAUCUGGCAAAAGCCUGUAGGCCCAUUUCCAAAAGCAACCCUUUUAGCCAGAUAAAUGAGUUACUAAAUAGGUUGGGAAUAGAGGGAUUAUGAAACAUUAUCGUGGAUGUACAGACCUGAGAAAAUGAACAUAUCAUAGGACACUUACGUGAAGAUGAAACAGUGUGACAAAAGCUGGAACUCAUGGCAAAUUUGAGGCGCCUAUAGUGUGAAAUGCGCUUGAAAUGCGUUUCUUUAUACCGGAAUAUGGAAGUGUAUUAUUUCUGCAUGUUAUAGUAGCCUAGUAGCUAUUUUUGUGUACAAAUGUCAGUGUAAAUGUGUCUACGCAAUUGCUUGUAUAGUACAAUAUCUGUUUGACGUCAAAUAAAAUUUGUCUUCCUGACAAAAUUGA
Molecule: messenger RNA, 8090 nt
Organism: Myxocyprinus asiaticus (Chinese sucker)
Lineage: Eukaryota; Metazoa; Chordata; Actinopteri; Cypriniformes; Catostomidae
Product: intraflagellar transport protein 172 homolog
Exons: 48
Coding region: 123-5360 (1745 amino acids)
Biological process (GO): intraciliary transport
Cellular component (GO): intraciliary transport particle B; axoneme; ciliary basal body
Molecular function (GO): protein binding
Source: RefSeq, a predicted model, not a curated record